Telopea speciosissima is the source of this 1054-nucleotide messenger RNA. Its product is annotated as polygalacturonase non-catalytic subunit AroGP2-like. Bases 38 to 1054 code for a protein of 338 amino acids. The transcript has 2 exons. Lineage: Eukaryota; Viridiplantae; Streptophyta; Magnoliopsida; Proteales; Proteaceae. The record is from RefSeq and is a predicted model, not a curated record.
CCAACUCAUUCUGAUCGAUCUCCAUCUAAGUUCCACCAUGAGGUAUCCUUAUCUGUUGCUUGGAAUUCUGAUAAUAGCACACUUAAGUGGUUCUCUAGCUGAAAAUACUUUCUCACAGUAUUGGAAAGAGCAUAUUGAUCUUCCACAACCCCCAUAUUGGUUUAUUGCCAAGGUUUCUCCAUUAAAUCCCCAUCAGGUGUCAAUGUUUAUGAAACUUAUGGAGGAAAAUAAGUUGGCUUCCCACUUGCCAUCAUUUUGUAAGCAGGCUAAUGUUGCUUGUUCUACAAAUGCACUGACAACUCUACCACCAAAAGUUCACUGGACUGAUGGCAUACUGAAAUAUGAACUUCCAAUUCCAAGUGAAAACCCCUUGUGGGUUGCCAGCCAAGGGGGAUUGCCAUAUUUCCGAGAAUCAAUGGUGAAAGAGGGAGGUUUCAUGGAUGUCCCUGAUCUAAGGGAUCCAAUGUCAUAUAAAUCGUUUUUGCCACGAUCUUUGGCAUCAAAAAUUCCAUUCUCCUCUGCCCGGAUCAAGGAAUUGAAGAAGCUUUUUGGUGUAGUGGAUGAAUCAAACAUGGAUGAGUACAUUCAAGACACCCUCCAAAUAUGCGAGAAGAAUCCUAUUAGAGGUGAGCAGUGCACCUGUGUGACCUCCGCCGAGGAUCUCAUCGAUUUUAUUGUUGAAAAAUUAGGGCACCAUGUACGCGUAUGGAGUACUGAGAAUGCUGAAGGAUCUCAUGAGAAUGUCACAAUUGGAGCUGUGAAACUUAUAUAUGGAAAUCUGUUCGAACCACCAGCCUUAUGUCAUAGUAAACCAUUAUCAUUUCAAGUCUAUUAUUGCCAUGUUCUUCAAAAAGUAAAAAUAUAUGCAGUUGAUAUACAUGCUCAGAAGAAAUUGAAUCACGCGAUCAUGGCAUGUCAUUAUGACACAUCAAACUGGAAUCAAAAUCAUCUUGCUUUUAUGUUGUUGGGUUUUGGCCCAGGCCUAAUUGAAGUAUGUCAUUGGAUAAGCGAGAAUGGAGUGGUCUGGACAAAGAAUCAAGGUGGAGACACUUGA